UUCUUCCUCGUUGGUGAUAUUGGACGUGCUUCACUUCCGGUGUUCCUCAGCCGCGUGUCGGCCCCUGCGGGCCGGAGGACCGACUCGUCCGGUCCCGCCUCCCCGCGGGCCGCAGCCAGCCCUCGCUGGUUUCGGCGGCGGCAGGGCGGGGUUUGUUGUGAGAGCGGACCGGAGAGAGAAGACUCACCAGGGAAGAUGGCGACCGCAGGGUCCGCCAAACGGCCUGGCAGACCGGCCAGCACAGCCGCCGGCAGGUACCGGUCCGGGUCCGGGCGUGGAGCCGGGUCCGGGUCCAGCCCGCCGGAGAAUGAGAAGAAGAAGUGCUCGGUAUGUGCGGAGGGGCAGCCCGGCGGCAGUCCGCCUUGCGGACCCCCGGCCUGUCCACUGUGCUUUGCCCAGAGACACUCCGGCAGCGAAGAGCGGCUCCGGAGGAGGAGUGACCCCGAGAGGAGCAGCAGCAGGCCGGGCAGGAGGGACUGCGACAGCCGAAGAGAGUUCUUCGUGUCUCCGGCUCUCAUCCCAAAGAGUUCUGACGUUUUAUCAGCCGGGAAACACAAGCUGUUGCUGUGUGAGGACAGAGAGGAUGUCAAGAGAAGGAACAUCUGUAAAGACGAUUCAGUGCGACGUGAAGAAGAGCCUGGAGUUCUGUCAGACUCAGAGAACGAGGAGCCGAUCAGCAGGAGGAUCAGAAACAUCUCGGCCUUCAUCAGGAAAACUAAGACCUGUGCAGCCUUCACCGGUGGUUCUCAGAGGAGUCAGAGCUGCACUGACCCAGUGGAGGACCGAGGAGGGAAGAUUAAGACCGUCACCCAGCCGGCCCUGAUGGACAGAGUUGGUAUCAGUCACAGCUUCACAGCAGGAAUCCUCCUCUCCUCUGAGAACAGUCGCUCCGUCUCGGCGCCCAUCACUGCCCCUGACCGCAGGCUCACCUGGCGAGCUGUUGUCUCAUCGUCGUCACUGACUCCUCUGGCCCUCCCUCCAGCCAGAUCCGAGCGCUCCAUCAGCCCAGAGAGCAACGACAGCAUCUCUGAAGAACUCAACCAUUUCAAGCCCAUCGUCUGUUCGCCGUGCACGCCACCCAAACGGCUGCCAGACGGCCGCCUAAUGGAGCCCACCAUCGUGAAGUCCACGCCCAGGAACCUAACCCGAGGCCUGCAGAAGGCCACCAGCUACGAGGCCAGUCCUGCCGUCCUGCAGAAGUGGAGGCAGAUCGAACUUGACCGGCAGAGUCUCAAAGUGAACUCCAAGGCGACACUGACGAGCCCCGUCAACGAGCUCCACAACAAGGCCGGCGGAGGGGAGGACGGGGCUGCGAAGACUCUUCAGCCCUCGGCAGGACGGGAUGGAGACGGAGUGACGGCCGUCAACAAGAGAAGGCUGCUGUUCGACCCUGCAGACACAGACUCCUUCCAGAAACAAGCGGUAAAGAUCCGGGUCCCUGCGAUCCGCUACAGCAGCGAGGCCACUCUCAGAGCAGGAUCAGACUUUGAGGCGAUGGUCGGCGCUCCAGAGUCCUGCAGCGGAGGAGCGCUCUUCAGUCGGAAACAGUCGUUCUCUCCGUACACCAAGAACUCUGGUUUCCAGUCAUGUAAGUUAGUGCCAAAGGACUCACAGAGUCCGAGGAAGGAGUCCGACAGCAGCCUCCACAACCAGUCUACCUCAAGGAGGGGCAAGAAGAGGGAGCAGAAGACCAAACACUUGGACUCGGACCGGGACUCGGACCUGAAGAGGAGCCGGUCGGUCAGUCAGGAGGCUUUUGACGAGCGUUACAUCCGUCAGAUCCAGCAGGAGCGUCAGGACCGAGCGCUCGCCCUGAAGCUGCAGAGACAGUUUGACCUGGAGAACCAGACCGUCAACCGCAGGAGGAGCCCGGACACCUACUUCCUGCGUUCAUGGAUGUCCAAUCAGAACCGCAGGAGGCGUGGCCUCCGGAGAUCCAGACGAAUCAACAAGAAGCACUAGAGAGGAGUCGUCUGCCGACUCAGCACAAAGACAGCUUCAUAUAUGCAACGAGAGGACGGCGGCAGGUCGAUGAAUGUUUGAGCUCAGAGAUGCUGCUGAGGUCAGAAAACGAUUCUUCCAAACAUUUUCAAUUCUUCACCAGCAAAUCACUAAAACUGUCAGUCUGACAUCAUCACGCCUGAGGACAGUCCAGAGGUCACAUAUCAAUCAGCCAAUCAAAGAAAGCCAUAGAUGCUGUCAAUCAACAUGAUAGAGACAAAACGUGGCUGUUUGACUGCAGCAGCACUUCCUGCUGCAGGUUCACCGUGUGACACUUGAAUCAAUCAAUCAAAACUCUUUAAACCAGAUUCUGACAUUUUAAAGCUCCUGAUUGUUUAAUGUUGACCGUGUGAUGGAGGACAAACUGAUGUCUGUUCAGCUGAGUCCAUCACUUCACACCUGAUAUUAACCUGCGUCCCGGUCUGAUGUCACUUCCUGCUCUGUAUGAAACAAACCCGUCCAUCACUGAGACAAACAGACUCCAUGUUUCUACUCAAAGACAGAAAGAAGUUCAUGUAGAACAUUUGCUGAAUUAACAAGAAGGUCCAAAUAAUGCAGAAUGAGUCAGAGACAGAGUUUCACAGAGUUUAUAAAGUUUGUUUUAACUCAACAACUCUCAAAAGUCUGGUGAUGUCGUGGUUAUUAAUGUAGCUGUACUUAGAGCUGUCCACCUGUAAUCAGAUUACUGAGGACACAGGUUGACACCAGGUGUGAACAGCGUCUGGUUGACACACAGUGAACCUGCAGCUUCAUGUUCAGUCUCCAUGACUCUGAGUCAAUGUGUCGGCGCUGCAGGACUCACAGAGACUGAAGGAGUCCCGCUGAGCGACCUGUGUUCGCCUCCUUUCACUUCCUGUAUCUGCGUCCUCCAGCAGCCGAGGAUUAUGGGACAUUCCUGCUCUAAAAUCCAUCAGAUCAGUAACUUCCUCCCACUGUGGUUACUGGUCCUGCGGCAGUCUUCCAGUCGGAACUCCGUCAGACGUGGCUUGGGUGUUGAAGCAGUGGACUGACCGCCGAGGCUCAUGGGUACUGUAGUCUGUACAGCAGAACAGAUUGGAUGAGUUAACAGAUAGAAAAAGCUUUGAGGAAGAGCAGAGUCGUGUUCACAUUAUUUGAGUCAGAGCAUCACAGUGACAGCAUCACAACUACUUCCUGUUUUCACCUUGAUGGUCUGCAGAUUAAUGAAUGACCUCAUCAUUAGUUAAAAGCCAAGUGGAGCCGGAUGUACCUGAGAAACAAAACUGAUCAUUAAACCAGUCAAACUGAUUAAAGUCAAUAAAGGACAAUAAUAAAUAAAACAUCUUAAGAUCUGAUCACAAACAAACAAUAUAAUAUUUAUCUUAUGUUCCACCACAUGAUGAGAUAAUAGACUGUGUACAUAUCUUGUUAUGAUGUAAUAAUAAGAUCAAUAUUAGAUUGUUUAAAUGAUAAUGUUUGACGCUGUAACGUGACACUGAUCAUCAGCGAUAUGACUGAUCAAUAAAACAUGAAUGAUUGAAUGAAACAGA
Molecule: messenger RNA, 3509 nt
Organism: Acanthopagrus latus (yellowfin seabream)
Lineage: Eukaryota; Metazoa; Chordata; Actinopteri; Spariformes; Sparidae
Gene: rnf169
Product: ring finger protein 169
Exons: 6
Coding region: 196-1962 (588 amino acids)
Biological process (GO): double-strand break repair
Cellular component (GO): site of double-strand break; nucleus
Molecular function (GO): ubiquitin-protein transferase activity; nucleosome binding
Source: RefSeq, a predicted model, not a curated record